UGUUGGAUCACAACCGGUCUAGAAUCUGAUGCGGCUAUCGUGUUCGCAACCACGAAUCGAGAGCUCAAGCACAAAGGCAUUUCCGCAUUUAUAGUUCGCAAACCCGUGGAAGGGUUGACUGUGGGCAAGUCGGAAGACAAGUUGGGUAUACGGGCCACAUCGACAUGUACGUUGGAAUUCGAUGACUGUGUGCUAAGCGACUCAGAUGAAACUACGGGGUUACUGGGACCCGAAGGCGCUGGAUUCAAGAUCGCAAUGCAAACUUUGGACGGAGGGCGCAUCGGUAUUGCUGCUCAAGCUUUAGGUAUUUCUCAGGUAAGUACACCUGUCAUAACCCAUUGA
Messenger RNA from Echinostoma caproni, 342 nucleotides. Lineage: Eukaryota; Metazoa; Platyhelminthes; Trematoda; Plagiorchiida; Echinostomatidae. The record is from the annotation of a GenBank genome assembly.